CCACAGAGAACUACAUGUGCCUAAUCUUAAACAUUGAUAAUUUACAGUAACAAUCUUGUAGAAUGGCUUCACUAUUUACUCAGAAGAAACUACUCCUUGCGGUUUCGUUAGUUUUGGGGAUAUGGAUCUCCCAAUCUUGGUCAAGAUCACUACCGGAAGCCUCCUUGAUUGAAAAACAUGAACUUUGGAUGGCUCAAUAUGGGCUUGUGUACAAGGACAGUGCAGAGAAGGCAAUGCGGUUUAAGAUUUUCAAGGAAAAUUUGGAAUAUGUUGAAUCUGUGAACAGCGAAGGGCGACCUUACAAGUUAGGCCUUAACGCAUUUGCAGACCUCACCAAUGAGGAAUUUCGAGCCUCUAAGAAUGGUUAUAAAAGAAGCUUAAUCUCUUCUGGCACAAAAUCAUUUAGGUACGAAAAUGUGACUGCUGUGCCGUCAACCAUGGAUUGGAGAAAGAAAGGAGCAGUCACACCAGUCAAGGACCAAGGCCAAUGUGGAUGCUGCUGGGCUUUUUCUGCGGUGGCAGCCACGGAAGGAAUUAACCAGCUCACAACAGGAAAGUUGAUAUCUCUGUCAGAGCAAGAGCUGGUUGACUGUGAUGUGAAUGGUGAAGACCAAGGCUGUGCGGGAGGUCUCAUGGAUAGUGCCUUCGAAUUCAUUAUAAAAAACAAAGGUCUCGCCACUGAAGCCAAGUACCCCUACCGGGGAGUUGAUGGAACUUGCAGCAAAAGCAAAGCAUCUCCUUCUGCAGCAACGAUCACUGGUUAUGAAGAUGUCACCGCGAACAGUGAGGCAGAUCUCCUGAAGGCGGUGGCAAAGCAGCCAGUGUCUGUUGCCAUUGAUGCUGGUGGCUCAGACUUCCAACUGUACUCAAGUGGAGUCUUCACAGGCCAGUGUGGAACCCAGCUAGACCAUGGUGUCACUGCAGUUGGUUAUGGAACUGCCGAUGAUGGCACCAAAUAUUGGCUUGUGAAGAAUUCAUGGGGCACCAGCUGGGGAGAAAGCGGUUACAUCAGGAUGCAAAGAGAUGUGGAUGCUCCGGAAGGUCUCUGUGGCAUUGCCAUGGAAGCAUCUUACCCAACUGCUUAAUUCAUUAAUAGCACUUGGAGAAUUAUAUAUCGUCAUCAUCAUCAUCCUGCUGUAAUCCUUCACCAAUUCCGGAUUUCAUCAUUAUCCAACCUAAUAAAUUAUGUAUCGUGUGCACUAUGUGACAUUUGUUUUCUGUGUUCUUGAUUGUGUAAAUGCUUCUAAUGCAUUUGUAUAGUCUAUCUUUCUAUUUUAA
Molecule: messenger RNA, 1278 nt
Organism: Mangifera indica (mango)
Lineage: Eukaryota; Viridiplantae; Streptophyta; Magnoliopsida; Sapindales; Anacardiaceae
Product: senescence-specific cysteine protease SAG39-like
Exons: 2
Coding region: 63-1085 (340 amino acids)
Cellular component (GO): lysosome
Molecular function (GO): cysteine-type endopeptidase activity
Source: RefSeq, a predicted model, not a curated record